CUCAUCUCUCUCGAAUGAUCGAGCCUUUCGCACCAUCCUAAAAGCCCACGCACAAAAUUCUUCCCAAUUAUACUCUCACUCUAUUGAAGGAUCACAUACACAAUGGCAAUUACUCGUGCUCAGAGGCGAUCGCGUAUCAACGUCGCCGGCGACGCGUGCAAUCGCCAUGUUUCUACCGCGAAUUCCCCCGGCCCAUCUGACGCGACUCCGACAAAAGACAGAGCUCCCACACCCGAAUCUCCAGGCAGAGCUGCUGAACAGGGAGCACAGGUUCCGGCUGAUCAAGCGAUACCUGACAUCUUGACGGUCCCGACUCCCAGCAGCGACCGAGAAAGUCCUCCACCAAUGCGGGAUAUUACCAGGUACAUUGAUGAAGUUAUUGAUCGGGGCAGAGAUCCUUGUCCCCAGCCAGAAUUCUCGGAAGUUCUUUCUGGGUCGAGCUCGACCACUCAGCAGUCUUUGAAGCUCUCGGGUCCUCCCUGCACAUGAUCAUCGCCAGUAUCCAGAGUGAUGUUCCAGAUUUAUUGGCCGGUUUUGGCGAAGACUUAGCACUUGAGGUAGAGAAACUGCACAUGACGAUCAGAACGAUGUUCAUUAGGGUGGCCUCGUUGAAGAGCGUUUCACACCUGCUAAGGAGUCAUGUUGACAGUUUUGAUCCUGACUCUGAUUACAAAUCCAAAUACCACG
Messenger RNA from Aspergillus japonicus CBS 114.51, 687 nucleotides. RefSeq lists its product as uncharacterized. The record is from RefSeq and is a predicted model, not a curated record. NCBI's taxonomy places the organism in Eukaryota, Fungi, Ascomycota, Eurotiomycetes, Eurotiales, Aspergillaceae. The transcript has a single exon. Bases 103 to 489 code for a protein of 128 amino acids.